This is a messenger RNA of Helicoverpa zea (corn earworm), 5586 nucleotides long. Its product is annotated as RAB11-binding protein RELCH homolog. Lineage: Eukaryota; Metazoa; Arthropoda; Insecta; Lepidoptera; Noctuidae. The transcript has 16 exons. Bases 154 to 3636 code for a protein of 1160 amino acids. Gene Ontology annotation, cellular component: recycling endosome; trans-Golgi network. Gene Ontology annotation, molecular function: protein binding. Gene Ontology annotation, biological process: intracellular cholesterol transport. The record is from RefSeq and is a predicted model, not a curated record.
GACUUGUUUGUCAGUAGUUUUUGUGGAUUAUUGUUUUCCUAUGAAAAAACUGGAAAAAACGUUUAAUGAAUCGUGAAAAAAGUUGACGUGUAAUUAAAACAAUAAUUAUUGUAUUACAUUACAUGUGGCAUGUAAUCAAUCUACUGUUGCAAUAUGAAUCCCUAUAAGGACAUAGAAGAAAGUUCCUUCGCAGCAUCACCUCACUUAGCUUACGAGGACAUAGCAACGAAACUGCUGAAAGAUCAUUACUUCCUGACUGCCUUGGAGCUGCACACAGAGCUUGUCGAGAGCGGUAAAGAAUUACCGCAGCUCAGAGAAUUCUUUUCAAAUCCUGGCAAUUUUGAGCAACAUGUUUCUAGAGCAUCUGAAUUCUCGUCGAUGCAUCGGACGCCAAGUCAGGCCACUCUUGACUCCCUGGAUACUGCCCGCUACUCGGAGGAUGGGGGUGGUGACAGAGGGGGCAGUGGAGGGGAUGUUGCAGUUCUAGAAUUUGAACUGCGCAAGGCUAGAGAGACUAUCAACUCUUUGAGAGCCAACCUCACACAGUUUGCUGAUGGUGAAUCAACACUAGACAAAAGUUCUAAAGAUUUAUCGGACCAUCGUUCCCUGAAGCCUCAUGAGAAGAGAGCCCUAAACUUUCUGAUCAAUGAGUACCUCCUCCUACAGGAUUACAAACUCACUUCCAUCACGUUUUCUGAUGAAAAUCCAGAUCAAGAGUUUGAAGACUGGGAUGAUGUAGGCCUCAACAUGCCGCGACCAGCGGGCCUAGUAUCUUUAUUCCGCGGUAACACUUCGAGUAUCAGUCCCGCUAAAGUAGACGUAUCUACGGAAAUGGACUGGUCAUAUGCAGAUAUUGAAUGUCAGACUGAAUUUGAUGAAGGAAAUGUGUGCGUCAGCUGUCAGACGUCCAUAGAUCAUGAGACUGAUUGGAGCCAUGAGCUCCUCAUCCAAGCUGAAGAGAUAGAACUAUUAAAACAAAAAGUAAUAGCAUUAGAAACUGAAAAGCUGAACUUCCAAAAAUUAUAUGAUGCUGCCAUAGUCAGUCUCAACUCACUCACAAGCCCUGCCUCUGAGGGCAAAGGCCUAGACCUUCAAAUACCUGAAGACAAGCUGCUGUCAGUACAGAGGGUGGAACAAAGUGUGGAAGCUAAACCUAUUACGUGUACUGCGUCUGAGAAUCACUAUGGAAGUGGCAAUUCUACUCACAGUGCUACGCCAGAGCAGUUUGAGAUGAUUGACAGUGAAAAAAAUAGUGCUAUAACACGCAAAGGUUCGAACAUAAGUUCGUUCGAGGCGGGCGGCGUGGGCGACAGUCAGCGCGCGUCGCCGCUGCGCCGCGGCAGCGUCACCACGCUCGACGAGACGCUCAGCAUCAACGACGCCGAGUGGACACGAGUGCAGUACGACUAUAAUAGCAUCGAGAUUAAUAGCAAGGAGAUGUGGAUUGAUAGUGGUAUUCCGAACGGACUGAAAGUAUCGAUAUUAAACUGGUGCUGUGAAACACUGAAUCUGAACGAGCCGCUCGCUAAUGACUUGCUCGCCGAGCUGGUGAAUAGCGACAAGCCUAUCACCCUGCCGGGCUUGCUGAACCUAGUUGCCGAUACUCUGCCACGGCUACUACCCCACACGUUAGUAGCACGUCGCGGGUCAGCGGCGGCGCUAGUGGCAGCGGCGGCCGCGUUGUUGCCGGCCGGCGGCGCCCGGCGGGCGCGGGUGCUACAUGCACUGCUUACACUCGUGAAGAAACCCGAUGCUAACGAUACUAGGGCUAUUUGUGAAGCAACCUGCCUUGUAGUAAAAUGGGGGGGCAGUGGCGAAGUUUUAUCGACAAUAGCCGAACUUCUAGCUUCCCGCUCUACGGAGCGAAGAGUUUUAGCCAGCCAAGUGUGCAUGGCCAUCGCACCAUACGUACCUAUCGAGUUAUGCACAUCACUACUUUUGAGUCUUGUGGUACUUAUGUGCGAGUCCAAUGAACUCGAAAUUAGAACUCUUGGACUCAAAUCAGCUUGUUUAAUAUGUCCGGUGGCCGAACAUAAGUACAGUCAACUAGAGAGUUUGAUGUUCAACUUCUUAAAGGAUCCCGUUGAGAAGUGUGUGAAGGAUACUGUGAAUAUUUUUGUGCCUGUACUCGCUAGGACUGCUUUGAUUGCUGGUAAAUUCUCAACGGAUUUAUGCAGUCGAAUAAUGUCGAAUUUAACCAAAGCGUGCAGUGAUAACGAAUGGAAGACUGUUCUCUUAUACUUAGACGUGAUGCGAGUGUUAGUGUUAGCCGAACUGGCUUACGUAGUCAAUGUACAAAUAGUUAGGGAUGUGACACUCGGUAACUGUGAUACUCAAACUGUUAAUUUACAAGAAGUUCCGCUGGAGGAACAGGAAUAUUUUAUGGAUCUACAGUGUUACGUCACUGAUGGUGUAGACUCGAAGAUUUUGUUGGUAGCGGCGAAUAAUAUUGUUAAGGAGAAGCCUGAGGUUAGAUGGGCGGAGUUAAGUUGGUUUAUUAGCACAUUAAAACAAAUUCUAGAAGUGGCCACAAAUACAAAGGUUCUAAGUCACACAUUGAUAUACGAACUGCUUAUAUCAGUGGUCAGUAGUUACGUGGACAAUUUUGGCAUACAAUUCACAAGGCAUAUACUGAAACCUAUAUUUAAUGAUGCCAUAUCUGAGUUAGAACAUAAGAUGGAAAAACUACACCCUGUGAAUGUCGAUACUACUAUAAUAGUUGGAAUAUAUUUGGUGACUAUAUUACCUGCGCUCGAAGAUACGAUACAACAUGGAGAAUUUUUGCAAAAGUGGAUCUUAUACAGCAGCAUCCGCGGCCUGCCAGUCAAGAUAUUCUCCGUGCCGCUGAAAUGGGUGGUGGAGCACAGGGAAGACUCACUCGAUUUCUAUUUACAACACCUAAGGGAGUUCGCGGCUAGCAGUUGUGAGAGUACGAGCGGCAGUACCGUCCGUAUGUACAUCGCGAAUAUCAUCACGGAGCUGGUGAACGCGACAGACCUCAACGAGAAGUGCAUCGAGCGACAGGUGUUACCCGCCGUCAUGGCGCUACUGCAUGAUGAAGAUGGUUCGGUCCGCGAAGAAGCAAUAUCCUCGUGGGGUAGUGUAACCCGCACAUGUCUGAUCCGUGGCCUCGACAGCGAGGCGCAGUGCUGGCCGCCCGUCGAGGACAUGCUCGGCAACCAGGCACUGACUGGCAAAGAGUCUGCCAGGAUAGCUGAGGCGUUGGCAAUAUUAGUACUGCCCACAGUGGAUAAUCAUGCUGUUUCGGAAAAAGCGGUGUCGCUACUAUGUGUGGUGUGUCGGGGGACGCUAUCCCGGGAAUGCCUCGCCGCGCUUACUCCGGGAUUACAACUCGCCGUACAUCAUUGUAGGCAUCAUCCCGCGUUGUUGCCUGCACUAAGAAAACUAGAAGAAAGCGUCCAAUCACCUCCUUUAUCCCAAUACAAGGCCGCUAUAGAAGCCCUAAUACACAACAUAGCCGGACCUGGGACACCCGGGGACACGACACGCGAGCCUCCGCCGCGACACAAUACCAACUUACAGGCCGCCCAAGAAGUAGGCAGAAGAGUCACGCAAAUGUUCCAGCAAUCCAAAUCUAAUAUGAAUAUACCUAACAUAUUUAAGAAGAAAACAUAACAGUAAAACUGGUUAGCAAAGAGGAGAAAUUUAGUACCAGUAAUUACGUAAACAACGGGUAUGUCCUAAAGGUCGUUGAAUUGUAGAAGUGAGAGAACCCAGUUGAAAUUGAAUGAAAUUUUCGAUUCAUACGAAAGGGAUGUUCUGAUGGGGAAGCCUUUCUAAACUAAGUGCAAUAUAAGAGUUCUAAUAACUCUGUGAAAGUGAGGAAUGAGAUAUUUUUUUCUGGUGGAAAAGUAAAUUGAAAUUUCCUGAAAAGAAAAUAACAUUAUUUAUGGGUGGUCGUUAGUGGCAUAAUGCAAUGAUAAGUUAUUUUUAAAAAAGAUCACGUCUCUUAAAAUAUGACGAUAUUAUUAUAGCAAAAUGUAAUGUUACUUUCAAAGUAAAUAAAUAGUGAAACAGAUACAUGAAACUCGUAAUUGCGAGGUAGAUCCAUAAAACAUUGUUUACAUUAAAGACUAACAUACGAGUAUAUGUAAACAGGAAAAUGGUUCAUAUGAAAAUCACCAGAUACAACUGUUUCUGAGUGUUGUUAACAAUAAAACAAAUUCCGUUAUAUGCCAUAAACAUUUAGUUUUAGUCAAAUUUUAAAGUGCUUUAACUCGUUCAUGACAUAAAAUAAUCUCCAAAAUGCGCAUUUUAGAUCCUUUUGAUGUUACUAUUGUAAGUCAUUUGAACGAAACUUUUCAUUCCUAAAUGAUAUUAACACUUUACCUUAUUAUCGUUUUUAUCAAAGAGUAUUAUUUGAAUGAGCAUUUAGGUAAUCUGAACAAAGUUUUUAGUUACAGUCAUGUUUCGUGAUGAAAAAUCAUGUAAAAUGCAAGUCAAUUCGCUAGUAUUUUGUGUUAGCGGUUGCUGAUAAUAUUGUGUCAAUGUCCUCCACUUGAUAGUACAGGACAUUGCAGUAUGUACAAUAUCAAUACUGGUUAAUAAAAACCAUCGCUAACAUAUGUACCUGAGUAUCAAUUAUAAAUUACAAUAUGCAGUUUAAAAACAAUAAGCUUCGUGAUAACUUAUCGGACCGUUAAGUUUUACUGAUUCUUACCUGGGUCUUCUGUAAUUUCGAAUUAGGACACAAUUUACUGCCUUGAUUUAACUUCCAAAUAUUAAAAUGCACGUUUAAUUAGUACUCUUUUGAAAAGUACUUAAUUAGUAUUAUUUAGUUGUUGUUUUAGCUUAGGAUAGUACAAAUUAUUGCAAUAUAUAUCUUGUUAUGACUUUUUUUAUUUAAUAUUUCCAAAAUACAAUGUAUUUGUACUUAAUUGUGAUUGUAUAAAUGGAUCAUUAUCUGUGCCUAGGAUUAGUCCUAAUUAUGUCUCUUUCAUGGUGUCGCGUCGAGGUGUUACUAAAUAUGUAUAUAUAUAGUGUAUCAAAAGCUAAAGAUAUUCGCCAUAUAAAUACUUUAAAGGGGUAAAAAUUUACAGGUUUUAUUAUAAGCAUGGUAAAACUAUUUUCGGCUAUCUAAAUUGAUAAGGUCUCGAACAUUAAACUAAUUAUAUCAGAUCUAUUAAUUCACCUUUAGCUAGUAUGGUGCUUCCCCCCUAAAAUAAACGUAUUCUCUUUGAAUGUUUAUCUAACCAUGAACACAUGUGAUAACUUACCUUCUUCAAAUACUUAAGAAAAUACUCGAAUUACCUAAAUUGUAACGCUAUAUGUCGUGUAUAUAAAAUCAAGAUACUUUUAAUUAUUUAUUAUAUUCAGUGUAUAGUAGGUAGGAAAUCCUCGCGCAUGCUACCUUACUAAGUACUGGUUAAAUAGUCGAAUCUCAAGCGUAAAUGUUAUUUACUAGGCUUUAGCGUAGUACGUAUGUUGUAUGUUAUUGAAACACCUAGUUGAAUGAGAUGGCAAACAAAGUGCUUUGUAAUGAAUUAAUGACACAUCAGUGAUUGGAAGAUUAACGUUAUUGGAGGUUGUGUUAACAUUUGUGAAAUAUAUAAAUUUUAUUUUAUA